CUUUUGUUUCCAAAGGUGGGAGAGGUCUGAGGUGUGAAUGGUCAUUAACAUAUCUUUUGUUUCCAAGGGUGGGAGAAGUCUGAGGUGUGAAUUGGUCAUUAACAUAUCUUUUGUUUCCAAGGGUGGGAGAGGUCUGAGGUGUGAAUGGUCAUUAACAUAUCUUCUGUUUCCGAGGGUAGGAGAGGUCUGAGGUGAGAAUUGGUCAUUAACAUAUCUUUUGUUUCCAGGGGUGGGAGAGGUCUGAGGUGUGAAUGGUCAUUAAAAUAUCUUCUGUUUCCAAGGGUGGGAGAGGUCUGAGGUGUGAA
This is a messenger RNA of Staurois parvus, 305 nucleotides long. NCBI's taxonomy places the organism in Eukaryota, Metazoa, Chordata, Amphibia, Anura, Ranidae. The record is from the annotation of a GenBank genome assembly.